This is a messenger RNA of Pochonia chlamydosporia 170, 732 nucleotides long. RefSeq lists its product as hypothetical. NCBI's taxonomy places the organism in Eukaryota, Fungi, Ascomycota, Sordariomycetes, Hypocreales, Clavicipitaceae. The record is from RefSeq and is a predicted model, not a curated record. Bases 1 to 732 code for a protein of 243 amino acids. The transcript has a single exon.
AUGGAUAACGGAUCUACUGAGUGGGCUCAUGGACUUAUGGAAGUUACAUUGGCUAUGAAUACUCAGAGACACUCUACCAUCGGGUGUGCUCCUGUAGAGCUGCUCUUUAGAGAGCGUUCUUCAUAUAAUGACUGGCUAAAUCAGCAAAAGCGAAUAGACCCUACCGUUGGCGUCGUCCAGGAGGAUUCUACCCAGCCUCCGAUCUAUACCCUCAGCCCAAGCACUCCCGCUCUCAACCCGACAAUCAAUAUUGGGGUUUACUCUGGCAGUUCACAUAUUACUAUGCAAAUCAGCCCAGAAUCGGCAUUGGGCUCACAAAUCAAUGUGCGCAUCUCACCACCUAGCCAGAGCUCUUUGACUCACGAGCUAGAGAUGGAGAAAGGGGAGUCAGAGCGUACAGAUCAAGUAAUUGCAAAGGCUGAGAAGGCAAGCCACAGAGCAAAGCUUCGGAUGAUGCAGAAGUACUCUAAACGGCACACAAUUCAACACUUCAAUAUUGGAGACAUUAUCUCUAUUAAAGUUCCCAGAGAAGAUCGAACCUCUACUGACAACCGGAGACUAUUUGGGCGUAUUUUAGAAGGAGUAUUACUAUUCGCACAGAUACAAAUCUCUAUUUGCACAGAUAUGCGUCUCACUUUUGACUCACCAACCCCACCCUGGCCACCAUAUGCCAAUCCUGUGCGAUCAGCCUGCGACAGUCAAUUCCAGUGCAACCGAAUGAGGAAACGGUAA